Haliotis rubra (blacklip abalone) is the source of this 15048-nucleotide messenger RNA. Its product is annotated as dynein axonemal heavy chain 1-like. Gene Ontology annotation, molecular function: dynein light intermediate chain binding; dynein intermediate chain binding; ATP binding. Lineage: Eukaryota; Metazoa; Mollusca; Gastropoda; Lepetellida; Haliotidae. The record is from RefSeq and is a predicted model, not a curated record. Gene Ontology annotation, cellular component: dynein complex. Gene Ontology annotation, biological process: microtubule-based movement.
CGCCAUAUUCACAGUGAGAAGCGCAAACGAGCUUGAAUUGAUUACAGAAACUGGCUACGAUAUUAGUUAUACUGAGGAUGCUGUGAAAGUAGGUUCUCUCUAUCAGAGUACAAAAGAUGGCGUCUAGACCUUCUCGGAGUUCCCAUGGGAAGCCCUUCUCUGCAAACAGAACACAUGUCAAUACUCCACCUAAAACUGUGUCUGGAGAAAGAUACCCCGAGAUCAAGCAGAGAGGCUUCUACUCCGACAUCAUCGGUACAGAUGCUGCUGAGAGCACAAAGAAUGUCCUAAAUGGACCUCCUACAGCACAAGAUACACUCUGGAUUGUGGCCAAAGAGAAACACACCCCUAGAGUGACAUCAUUCACAGCAAAGGCUGGACUUGAGGAAGCCAUUAAAUAUCAACAGUCCUAUGGACCUACCACAGAAAAUAAAGAUAUAUCAGAUUUCCCUCUGACUGCCUCAGAGCCCAAAGUACAGCUUCCAUUCUACACAAAGCCAGGGGAAUGUCCUCGGAAAAUAGAGAUUGAAAGACGGCGGCGACAUUAUGCCAGCCUUGACCUCAACGAACUGCUCACCGCACAUAACAUCCAGACAGAACUGCUCAUGCCAAAACAGCAAGUGAACGGAAACAACAAUGUCAUUCUGAACGCCGACCCGAGUGACCCGACACAUCUUGACAAAGAAUUGCCAUUACACAUCUUCGACAAUGAGGAGUUUGACAGUCGUACUCAUGCUGAGUGGAUUGCUCUUGGAAAAGAGAAUGGGACACGCAAACCAGUACCUGGCAUUGCAUUGCUGCCGACCAAGGAUACAGAUGUAGAGAAGGAGCCCACAGACCCCAGUAUUGAGUACGACUGGUUCCGUGUGGGAGUGCUGGACUAUGAUGAGACAAGCAAGAGAUACCUGGUGCAGAAGGUCAACAAGUCAGGCCGCGUCACAGACCCUGCAGGAAGUCCUGUAGUGAAUGGGGGAAAACUGGAUGAUGGGACUAGAGUAAUGCUAUCAAACCAAUUCUGGAUCCCCCGGAUCCGUCUGAUGCUGAUGGCGGAAGAUCCACAGAUAUACGCCAUGCGCGUGUCCCAAGCUUACGAAGCCCGCAAACUAUGCGAGGCGGAGCUGCGAUACAAUUUGUACAUCGACUGUAUGCCCAUGGAUGGUGUUGGGGAGUUGGACCAGGCAUCUCUCAAGAGGAUGAUUGAGUGGGCUCGCAGUGCCCCAGGACUGGCAAGAGACAAGCAUGUGGAGGACUAUGUACAAGUGCUGGAGAAGGAGGUCAACAUUGACUUAGCGAACAUGUCCGGCUCAAUGAAUAGAAUCAUCUUUGAGAAGACAGUGACCCAAUUAAUGAAGACCCACACACCUUUCAAUCUUGCCUUUGUCUCUGUUCCUGUUGUUGUGAAGGUCAGCGUUCCCCGGAGAGGUUGUUGUCUGGAUGUGCCAGAAUACCCAUUUGAUGAGCAGUACGACAACUUUGCCUUCAACUCACUGCUGACACGUGAAGAGAGUAUCCAGGCAACGGGCAAAGUCCGCACAGAAUGUAACAAGGUUGCAGGCAUGCCACUGUUCCAUGUCCCUACUGCUAAACCCAUGAGGCUGGAGGAGUUCGAACAGACACAGUCACAGACAACUUCUCAGGUGUCACUGUUCCUGAAGGACAGCUGGAUCACCACGCUGCGAGCCAGCAUCCGGACCUGUCUGCGAGAUGUGGGCAAGGGCUGGUUCAACAUCCAUGAGACAAACUGGGAGGUGUAUCAGAUCUCCAAACUCAAGAAGUUCAUGGAGAUGGUCAAGUUUAUCAUGCAGGACUCCCUGAGGUACCUGGUGCAGGACUCACUGGUCAACUUCACACAGAUGGUGGUGGAUGCAUGUCACUCCACCCUCCAGCUGGAAGACAGCUUCGUCUGGGGGGCUGACGUCAUCAGCAGCUCAUUCAAGCCAAAGAGGAACGCCCUGUUCCUGGUAGACCUGACCCUGGAUAACCAGGGCGUUCACUACAGCACCAACCUCACAUCAUUUGAGACCACCCUCGUCUCACUGUUUGACCGGGGAAUCCUCUCCACACAGAAUGUCCCCCAGCUGGAGAAGUACAUCCUUGAGGACAUCUUCUGGUCCGGAACUCCCCUCCUGGAGUCUGUGGGAGAGCACGAGCCCCCUGUAGAGGAGUUGCGUGACACCAUCUGUAACGCCAUCCGCCAGGCCGUUAUCCCCAUGAAGGCGUACGCCCGGGAGUAUGAGAAGUACCUGGAGUUGAUGAACCUGGACAUCAACGUCUACAUCAAGACAUAUGAAGGUGAAGGUCAUACAGCAGCAGAGGUCAAGAAAGAGGUUGAGAUGCACUUACAGGAGAAGGAAGAGCUGGAAUCGACAUUGCCUAGCAACAUGAUCAUCGGACCUUUCUGGGUGAACACUGAGAAUGUGAGGCAGGCGUUGUCCAAGAAGAGGAAGAACCUGAGCAAUGCUGUCCUGGAACUCCUUGCAAGACAGCUCCGGAAACAAGCAGAUGAUGCAUGUGAGGAGUUCAAGGCCUUCAGUCGGAAGCUGUACGAGAAGCCAAACUGUAUAGAGGAACUUUCAGAGAUGAAGGAAUGGAUGAAGACCAUACCAGACAAGCUGAAGGAACAUCAGGAACUCAUUGACAAGGCCAUGACAGACUAUGAGCUGAUAGAGGAGUUCUACUACAACCUGUCUACAGAUGACUUUAAUGCUAAGUGGACAGCCAUUGGUUGGCCCCAUAAGAUCGAGCGUCAGAUGGAGCAGACCAAUCAACAACUGGAUGAGGAUGAAGAGAGAUUCCGCAAGCUGCAGUCGUCUGACCAAACAAACUUUGAAGACCGACUUGAUACUCUGCAGAUGGUUGUCGCUGGCAUGGCUGCCCACACAGACAUCUCCAAGGCUCAUGAGAUUGCCAAUGAGGUCCGCAGAGUCCACAAGCAGCUGAAGGAAGCCCAAACUCUGGCUCAGACCUACAACACCAGGGAGAGGCUGUUUGGGAUGCCUGUGUCCAAUUACGACAAGCUGGCAAAGCUUGUCAGGGACUUUGAUCCAUUCCGCAAUUUGUGGAUCACUGUGUCCGACUGGCAACGCUGGAAUGACAGUUGGAACAACGACCCUCUCACCUCCAUCAAUGCUGAAGAUGUGGAGAAGAAUGUGAACGAGGCGUACAAGACCAUGCACAAAUCAGUGAAGAUCUUCCAAGAUAUUCCAGGUACACAUAUACUAUAUAUGUCACAACUAAUAGUUUCCUUCAUUGCCAGUUAUCGACUAAACCUUUUGUCUACCGACCUUGGUUUCCCAAUCCGACCCAAAGCCAACCUGACCUUCAAGAAGUGCCUGGAAAUGAACCUACAGGACCACAUCCAGGUCAUUGCCAAGGUGGCAGAGGUUGCCGGCAAGGAGUACUCCAUUGAACAGGCUCUGGACAAGAUGGAGAAGGAGUGGGACCCUGUCAUGUUUGAGAUCAUUCAGUACAAAGAGACGGGCACCUUCAUCCUGAAGAGUUCUGAAGAAACAUCCCAGCUCCUUGAUGACCACAUCGUGAUGACACAGAGCAUGUCCUUCUCACCCUACAAGAAACCCUUCGAGGACCGCAUCAACAGCUGGGAGAACAAGCUCCGGACAACACAGGAUGUGCUGGACGAAUGGCUCCAGUGCCAGCGGGCAUGGCUGUAUCUGGAGCCCAUCUUCAGCUCCGAGGACAUCAAUCGGCAGCUGCCCGUGGAGAGUAAGCGGUACCAGACCAUGGAGAGGAUGUGGAGGAAGAUCAUGAAGAAUGCCAAGGAGAACCCACAGGUGACUCCCCUGUGCCCUGACAACCGUCUCCUUGACAACCUGCGUGAGUCCAACAAACUGCUUGAGCAGGUUCAGAAAGGACUCAGUGAGUACCUUGAGACCAAGCGAAAUGCCUUCCCACGAUUCUACUUCCUGUCCGACGAUGAACUGUUGGAGAUUCUGUCUCAAACCAAGGACCCAACUGCUGUACAGCCUCAUCUUCGCAAGUGCUUUGAGAACAUCGCCAGGCUGAAGUUUGAAGAUGAUCUGAAGAUCACUCGGAUGUACUCCGGUGAGGGAGAGGAUGUGGGAUUCCGAGAGAGCAUGUAUCCUACUGGAAAUGUGGAGGACUGGAUGUCAGAGAUAGAGAGAGUGAUGAAGGAAAGUCUCAGGCAGAUCAUCAAGGAUUCAUUACAGCACUACAAGGAGGUACCUCGAACAGAAUGGGUUCUGCAGUGGCCAGGUCAGGUCGUCAUCGCAGGCUGUCAGACAUACUGGAGUUCGGAGGUGACAGACUCCCUCGAGAAGAACUACCUCAAUGAUUUGUACCAGACACUGCUUCAGCAACUGGAUGACCUCAGGAACCUGGUGAGAACUGACCCCAAGAUCGGCAGGAUGACCCUCUCUGCCCUCAUUGUCGUUGAGGUCCAUGCCCGAGACGUGGUGGCCAAGAUGGUGGAGGCCAAUGUCAGCAAUGCCAAUGACUUUGAAUGGAUCAGUCAGCUCAGAUACUACUGGCUGGAGGAUGAAAACUUGUACACUCGGGCUGUCAACGCUCAGUUCCCCUAUGGGUAUGAGUACCUGGGAAACACCAGCCCCGUCAUCACACCACUCACUGACAGAUGCUACCUGACCUUAACUGGGGCUCUUCAUCUCAAGUUUGGUGGAGCUCCUGCUGGCCCAGCCGGGACAGGCAAAACAGAGACAACCAAGGAUCUGGCCAAGGCUAUGGCUAUCCAGUGUGUUGUCUUCAACUGCUCCGACCAGCUCGACUUCAUGGCUAUGGGCAAGUUCUUCAAGGGUCUGGCCAGUGCUGGAGCGUGGGCUUGUUUUGAUGAGUUUAACCGUAUCGACAUUGAAGUGUUGUCAGUGGUUGCUAUGCAAAUCACGACAAUCCAGAAAGCCCAACAACAACGGUCAAGUUUGGAUAAAUUAGACUGCACGUUGCUACCCGUCAGGACCCUAUACGACAGCUUGUUUGUGCCUGACUGUCUGUGUGCUCUCCCUAACCCCAUGUGCCUCUCUCUUGUCUCCUCACUCAGCUCGGGGGCAUGGGCCUGCUUUGAUGAGUUUAACCGUAUCGAUAUAGAAGUGUUGUCAGUGGUAGCUAUGCAGAUUAUGACAAUCACACGAGCACAGCUUCAGAAGUUGGACAGGUUCAUCUUUGAAGGUGUCGAGCUGGCACUGAAGGCGUCCUGCGCUGUCUUCAUCACAAUGAACCCCGGCUACGCUGGCAGGACAGAGCUGCCUGACAACCUCAAGGCGCUGUUCCGGCCAGUAGCUAUGAUGGUGCCGGACUAUGCCCUCAUUGCCGAGAUCUCUCUCUUCUCCUUCGGGUUCUCGGAUGCCAGGAACCUGUCCAAGAAGAUUGUCACCACAUUCAAGCUGUCAUCCGAGCAGCUCAGCUCUCAGGAUCACUACGACUUCGGUAUGCGUGCUGUGAAGAGUGUCAUCUCAGCUGCAGGAAACCUGAAGCGACAACACCCAGACAUGGACGAGGAAUUGAUUGCUUUACGUGCCAUCAGGGACGUCAAUGUACCCAAGUUCCUGAUAGACGAUCUCAAACUCUUCUCCGGUAUCGUGUCUGAUCUUUUCCCCAACAUCAAGGAUGAGUCUAUAGACUAUGGAGCUCUAGAUACAUCACUGAGGAAGAGCUGCAGCAAACUCUCCAUCAAGGAUGUUGAUGGCUUCAUCAAGAAGUGUAUUCAGCUGUACGAGACCACGGUGGUGCGGCAUGGUCUCAUGUUGGUGGGGCCCACAGCGUCUGGCAAAACAAAGUGCUAUGAGACUCUCCAGAAGGCAAUGACCUCACUGAAAGGGGAGAUGUCGCCAGCAGGGGUGGAGUUUGAGCAUGUCCACACCUAUAUCCUCAACCCUAAGUCCAUCACCAUGGGGCAGUUGUAUGGAGAGUUUGACAUCCUCACUCAUGAAUGGACUGAUGGCAUCCUGUCCUCACUCAUACGAAACAGUGCAGCAGCUACUGAUACAGACCUCCGCUGGUUUCUGUUCGACGGCCCUGUGGAUGCCGUGUGGAUUGAAAACAUGAACACUGUGCUGGAUGACAACAAGAAGCUGUGUCUCAGCAGCGGAGAGAUCAUCAAACUGUCAGAUGGCAUGACGAUGAUGUUUGAGGUGGCUGACCUGGCUGUUGCCUCCCCCGCUACUGUCAGUCGUUGUGGUAUGGUGUACCUUGAACCCAGCUACAUCGGCCUCAGCCCCUUCGUGGAGUGCUGGCUGAAGAAACUUCCUGACAACAUCUACGACCACAAGGACCAUCUUCAGCAGCUCUUUGAUGCCUUCAUGGAGCCUGCUCUGAAGUUCGUGAGAAACACUGUUAAGGAAAUAGUCCCAACUGUCGAUGGCAACCUGGUCUUCAGUCUCCUCAAGCUCGUUGAGUGUUUUUUCACUCCCUUCAUUCCUAAAGAGGGAGAGAACCCCAUCUCAGAAGAGUCCCUGGCACGGGUAAAGGAGCUGAUUGAACCCUGGUUCAUCUUCUCCCUUGUAUGGAGCAUUGGAGGUACCGGUGACAACGACAGUCACAAGAAGUUCUCUGACUGGCUCAGGAUCAAAAUGAAGGAAGAGAAUAUGACUAUGCUGUUCCCUGAAGAAGGACUAGUGUACGACUACUGCCUGGAUGACGGAGGCAUCAGCAGCACCGGUGGCGAGGACCUGGAUGAUGACGACAACGCUGUUGAGAAGAAGGUUCAGUGGCUCAACUGGAUGCAUGGCAUGCCAUCAUUUUCAAUCAACCCCGAGACUCGCUACUCUGACAUCAUCGUCCCCACUAUCGACACCAUCCGCAACGCUUACAUCAUUGAGUUGCUGCUCCUUAACAAGAAAACAGUGUUAAGUAUUGGCCCAACAGGUACCGGCAAGACUCUGACUAUCGCAGACAAGCUGACACGCAACCUGCCAAAGGAGUACAUUCCAGAGUUCAUUGUCUUCUCUGCCAAUGUCUAGACAAGAGGUGAGCAGAGAAAGCCCAUGUCUAUGAAUGAUAAUGUACAAAAACGUAAAGGUGUGUUUGGUCCUCCAUUGGGCAAGUACUUCAUCUUCUUUGUGGAUGAUCUGAACAUGCCAGCCCUGGAGGUGUAUGGAGCUCAGCCACCCAUUGAGCUGCUCCGACAGUGGAUGGAUUUCAGGGGAUGGUAUGACAGGAAAGCCAUUGGUGACUUCCGCAAUCUUGUGGAUGUGAACUUUGUGUGUGCCAUGGGUCCACCCGGUGGUGGCCGUAACCCAGUGACAGCUCGUUUCCUGCGCCACUUCAACUUCUUGGCCUUCACGGAGAUGGAGGAUCUCAGCAAGAAGAAGAUCUUUGGUACCAUCCUCAACUCCUGGACCAGUCAGAACUCUAGCCUGGCCCAGCACAGCCAGCAGCUGGUGGAUACUUGCAUCGACAUGUACAACACCAUCACCACCCAGCUGCUGCCCACACCAGCCAAGAGUCACUACACUUUCAACCUCCGUGAUCUCUCAAAGGUUUUCCAAGGAAUACUCAUGAUGGAUCCAACAAAAGUCCAGAGUGUGAGUGAGAUGCUACGUCUGUACUACCACGAGAGUUGCCGAGUGUUCCAGGACCGUCUGGUCAAUGAUCAGGACCGGCAGUGGUUCGAGGAUCUGCUGAAAGAGAAGAUGGAGACAGAUUUCAAUAUGAAAUAUGAAGAGGUCAUCAUCAGAAAGCCUGUGUUGUUCGGGGACUUCAUGCAGGCAAGCUCUGCUGAUAGACCGUACAUCGAGAUAGAGGACCACGAUAAGAUGGUGAAGGUUGUUGAAGAGUACCUUGAGGACUACAACCAAAUCAACACCGCCCAGAUGAAACUGGUUCUCUUCUUGGAUGCCAUCAAACAUGUCUGUCGCAUCAGUCGUAUCAUCCGACAGCCCCUCGGCAACGCUCUCCUACUAGGAAUGGGUGGCAGUGGACGUCAGUCACUCACCAGACUUGCUGCUCACAUGGCUGAAUUUGACUGUUUCCAAGUUGAACUAGCCAAGAACUAUGGGACCCCCGAAUGGCGUGAGGACUUGCGUAGCGUGAUGAUGAAGGCAGGACUGGAGAACAAGCCUAUGGUGUUCCUCUUCAGUGAUACACAGAUCAAGAAUGAGAGUUUCCUGGAGGACUUGAACAACAUCCUCAAUGCUGGUGAUGUUCCCAACAUCUACGGCUUUGAUGAGCAGGACCAGAUCUACACUGCCAUGAAGCCCAUCGUCCAGGACCUGGGUCUCCAGCCCACCAAAACCAACCUGUUCUCAUGCUACACCAAGCGUAUCCGUAGCAACCUACACACCGUCAUCACCAUGAGCCCUAUCGGUGAGAUAUUCCGUGCUCGUCUUCGUCAGUUCCCUGCCCUAGUCAAUUGCUGCACCAUCGACUGGUUCAGUGAGUGGCCCGACGAUGCUCUGCGAUCCGUUGCUAUGCGCUUCCUCACUGACAUCCCAGACCUCGACACCACGGACGAGGUCAUGGAUGGUCUGGUUGUCAUGUGUCAGGAGAUCCACCAGUCUGUACACGUCAACUCCCAGCGCUUCCUGGCCGAGUUGUCCAGGCACAACUACGUGACUCCCACCAGCUACCUGGAGCUGCUCGGCAUCUUCUCCAAGCUGAUCGGGCUCAAGAAGAUGGAGCUGAACACUGCCAGGAGACGACUCAAGACAGGUCUCGAUAAGCUGCUGACAACUGCAGAUGAAGUUGCAAAGCUGCAGGAGGAGCUGGCCACGAUGAGGCCGCUGCUGGAGGAAGCUGUCCAGGAAUCUGUCCACACCAUGGAGAAGAUUUCUGUUGAUACGAAAUAUGCAGAGGAGACGAAGGCUGUGGUGCAGAAGGAGGAAGCAGAGGCUGCUGUCAAGGCCACGGAGACGCAGGCCAUUGCUGACGAUGCUCAGAGGGAUCUCAAUGAAGCUCUCCCAGCCCUAGAUGCUGCCUUGGCCAGUCUGAAAUCCCUGAACAAGAAUGACGUGGUUGAGGUGCGAGCCCUGCAGCGACCUCCAGAUGGUGUCAGGAUGGUUAUAGAGGCUGUGUGUAUCAUGAAGUCUGUCAAACCCAAGAAAGUUGCAGGGGAGAAGCCUGGCACCAAGAUUGACGACUACUGGGAGCCUGGCAAGGCCAUGCUGCAAGACCCCACCCGCUUCCUUGAAAGUCUCUUCAAGUAUGACAAGGACAACAUACCUGACGAUGCCAUCAAGAAGAUUCAGCCGUAUAUUGAUGAUGAUGCCUUCACGCCUGCAGCCAUUCAGAAGGUGUCCAAAGCCUGUACCUCUAUCUGCCAAUGGACAAGAGCCAUGCACAAGUACCACUUCGUGGCUAAAGGCGUCGCCCCCAAGAGGGAGAAGCUGCGUAUAGCCCAGGCAGACCUGGCAGAGACUCAGCGGAUCCUGGACUCAGCCAAGGCCAAACUGCAGGAAGUGGAGGAGGGCAUCGCCACACUGCAAGCCAAGUAUGAAGACUGCGUCCGCAAGAAGGACGAGCUGGAACACAAAUGCUCAGAGUGUGAAGCUAGGCUUGUCCGAGCUGACAAGCUGAUUGGUGGUCUGGCAGAUGAGAAGGAAAGAUGGAAGGAGUCAGUCGACAGGCUGGAGAUGGUGAUCGACAACAUCACCGGGGAUGUCCUCGUCUCCUCGGGAUACAUCGCCUAUCUUGGACCCUUCACGGGAGAGUACCGACAGCAGAUGCAGUGCGAAUGGGUGGAGAAGCUGGACAAGCUGAAAGUACCCAGGACAGAGGACCCAACACUUGUGUCCACCAUGAGUGACGCAGUCAAGGUCCGAAGCUGGCAGAUCUGUGGGCUCCCCAAGGACAGUCUCUCAGUGGAGAACGGUGUCAUCGUCCAGUUCUCACGACGUUGGUCUCUCUUCAUUGACCCUCAAGGACAGGCAAACAAGUGGAUUAAAAACAUGGAGAGAGACAAUGGACUGGACAUCAUCAAGCUGUCAGAUCGGGACUUCCUCCGAAGUUUGGAGAAUGCUAUCCGGUUUGGCAAACCCUGCCUCUUGGAGAAUGUUGGCAUUGAGUUGGAUCCAGCCCUGGAACCGAUUCUACUGAGACAGACUUUCAAGCAGCAAGGCAGCACUGUUAUCAAGUUGGGAGAUGCAGUCAUCCCCUACCAUGAAGAUUUCAAGUUCUACAUCACCACCAAGCUGCCCAACCCACACUACACUCCAGAAGUGUCAACCAAGGUCACUCUCGUCAACUUCACCCUGUCACCAAGUGGUCUGGAGGACCAACUACUGGGUACAGUUGUGGCAGAAGAGCGACCCGACUUAGAGGAGGCCAAGAACCAGCUGAUUGUGAGCAAUGCCAAGAUGAAGCAGGAACUGAAGGAGAUCGAGGACAGGAUCCUGUAUCGUCUUAGCUCCUCCGAGGGAAGCCCCGUCGAUGACAUCGAUCUUAUUCAGACACUAGAGGCUUCCAAAAUUAAGUCCUUGGAAAUCCAGGCCAAGGUGGUGGUUGCCGAGCAAACUGAGAAGGACAUUGACCAGACUCGUAGCCAGUACAUCCCAGUUGCUGUUAACACUCAGAUCCUCUUCUUCUGUGUGGCUGACAUGGCCAACAUCGACCCCAUGUACCAGUACUCCCUGGAAUGGUUCAUCAACAUCUACCUUAGUGGUAUCGCCAAUGCCGAGAGAGCAGACAACAUUCCUCAGCGUAUUAAGAACAUCAACAACUACUUCACCUUCAGCCUCUACAGCAACGUCUGCCGCAGUUUGUUCGAGAAACACAAACUUCUCUUUGCCUUCCUCCUCUGUGCCAGAAUCAAGAUGCAUAAUGGCUCUAUUAAUAUGGACGAGUGGAGAUUUUUGAUUGCUGGAGGUACAACAAAACCCGAUGAGUUACCAAAUCCCGCCCCGGAGUGGAUAUCCGAUCGCUCGUGGCAGGAUCUCUUAACCCUGGGUGUUUUGCCAAAGUUUGCCAGCUUCCCUGGAGACUUCAAGAAUCAUGCUGAUGGGUUCAAGAUGAUCUUUGAUAGUACAGAACCACACAGGGAACCUCUGCCGGCUCAGUGGAACGAUGACCUGGACAGCUUUCAGAAGAUCAUUGUGCUGAAAUGCUUGCGUCCAGAUAAAGUGACCAAUUCCAUGCAGGAUUAUGUGGCCGCAAACCUGGGUCAAAGAUUCAUUGAGCCUCAGACUGCUGACCUUCACCUUGUGUACAAAGACUCCUCCCCAACCACACCACUCAUCUUCGUCCUGUCGACCGGUACUGAUCCUGCAGCUGACCUGUACAAGUUUGCAGAGGAGAUGAGAUUUGCCAAAAAACUGUCAGCCAUUUCUCUUGGUCAGGGACAGGGCCCCAGAGCAGAGGCAAUGAUGCGUAGCGCCAUGGAGAGAGGGAAAUGGGUGUUCUUCCAGAACUGCCACUUGGCGCCAUCUUGGAUGCCUUCCCUGGAGCGACUCAUUGAACAGAUUGAUGUGGACAAGGUGCACCGAGACUUCCGCCUCUGGCUGACCAGUAUGCCAAGUGACAAGUUCCCAGUGUACAUCCUUCAAAAUGGCUCCAAAAUGACCGUGGAGCCGCCCAAAGGAAUCAAGGCCAACCUGCUCAAGUCCUAUGCUGGAGUGAAUGACGACUUCCUCAACUCAUGUGGGGAUAAGUCAAAUCCCUUCAAGUUCCUGCUUCUUUCACUGUCCUUGUUCCACGGAGUCCUCAUUGAGAGGAGGAAGUUUGGUCCUCUCGGCUUCAACAUCCCGUAUGAGUUCACCGAUGGAGACCUCCGGAUCUGUGUCAGUCAGCUCAAGAUGUUCCUUGUGGAAUACGAUGAAAUUCCAUACAAGGUGUUACGAUACACUGCUGGUCACAUCAACUAUGGCGGACGGGUGACAGAUGACUGGGACAGGCGCACACUCAUGAACAUCCUCAACGACUUCUACAACCCUGAGAUCCUGGAUGAGGACCACCUCUACUCCCCCAGUGGUGUCUACAGACAGAUCAGUCCCUCCCAGGACCAUAAUGGUUAUACAGCAUAUAUACGUAGCCUGCCCAUCAAUGACUCUCCAGAAAUCUUCGGCCUCCACGACAACGCUAACAUCACCUUCGCCCAGGCGGAGACAUUAUUCUUGUUGACUGGCCUUCUGCAGCUCCAACCCAAGUCCAAGGCUGGAGGAGGCAAAUCUCGAGAGGAGGUGAUGGAGGAAACAGCCAAGAACAUCCUGAGCCAGGUUCCGGCAGCUCUGCCUAUUGGCCCCAUUAUGGAGAAGUACCCUGUCCUGUAUGAACAGAGCAUGAACACUGUGCUGGUCCAGGAGGUCAUCAGGUACAACCGUCUGUUGAACACCAUCAACCAGUCACUGAAGGACCUACUGAAGGCUCUCAAGGGUCUAGUGGUCAUGUCCCAGGAGCUGGAGAACAUGGCCAACUCCCUCUACAACAACAUGGUCCCCACCAUGUGGGCAGGCAAGGCCUACCCCUCACUGAAGCCUCUUGCAUCCUGGGUGUUGGACCUGUGUACUAGGAUGGAGUUCAUCCAAGACUGGAUCGACAAUGGCAUUCCACCAGUGUUCUGGAUCUCUGGUUUCUUCUUCCCACAAGCCUUCCUCACAGGAACACUGCAGAACUUUGCCAGAAGGAAGGUCAUCUCCAUUGACACCAUCAGCUUUGACUUCGAGAUAAUGCGAGAGUCAUAUGCAGAGCUGAAGGAGUCCCCAGUGGAUGGCUGCUACAUCCGAGGCUUGUACCUAGAGGGGGCAAGGUGGGACUACACCAACAACACCCUGACCGAGUCUCGGCCCAAGGAACUCUACACCGAUGUCCCUGUUAUCUGGCUCAAACCUUUCCCCAACAGGGUACCGAAGGAGACUGGCAUCUAUGAGUGCCCAGUGUACAAGACACUCACACGAGCAGGCACACUGUCCACUACCGGUCACUCCACCAACUUUGUGUUCACCGUGGAGCUGCCAAGUGACAAGAACGCCAGACACUGGAUAAAGCAGGGCGUGGCCUUGCUGUGUGCCCUCAACUACUGAACCACUUGAUGUACCUCCGUGCAGUCUCUCAUUGGACCACUGCUCUCGUUACAGUUUUCAACUGUCUAUUUAUGCAUUUUAAUAGUGAUGUAAAAAUGUGCUUUACUCCAUCUGUGAUAUGAUAUUUUGUGUACAUGAAAUAAAUUAUUAUUAUUAUUCAUUGAAAUGUGAAAUAUAUUAGAAGUAUGUUUAUUUAUGGUAAGCUGCUGUUAAGUGCUAAAAUUAAUUGUAUUUUACAAGAACUUGUGAUAGUUUUCACAAUAUUGCUGGUCAGUAUGAAUCAUUGCUAUGCACAAACACACACUUGAACAACAGUUUCAACAACAGUUUCAACAACAUUAUAUAUGGCCACACCUAGAGGGAUGCUGCCCACAGUCACAUGAGGUCAUGGUUCAGCUAGCAGAAGCUAUUUUGUAAGCUCAGGUUGAGUGACUCUGUGUCAGGCUAAUGCACAAACACAAAUUGAAAAAAAAUACCACUCACGCUCUCCAGAUUUUAUUUUGUAUUUUAGUAAUUAUUUCCCAUUUAGGUUAAAUAUGCUGGGAAGAAAAAAAUUAAAUUAAAUUUUUAUGGUUUAUGUAUGAAUAACAUUACAUGGUCUGCUUAUUUGAAAUGUAGUGUGUGUGUGUGAAAUGUCUGUGGUUUUGAAAAUGUCCCGGUUGUGUUGGCUGUUAGAGCUGUGGUUUAAAGUGUAAUAGGGAGUAUGUGAAAGCAGGUGCUUGUGAAGACACCUUGCCAGCUGAUGAAGAAUGGAGGAACUUAAGGUCAUCUAAACUCAAGCAGCAUCUGUAACAUUGUCACAAGAAAGCUGUUACCUUUAACUGUCUUGGUGUUGCUAGAGAAUUCCAUGGUUGAGAAAACAUGAAUGAGUCUCUCCCUGAGUUCCUGCUUGUGUCGUGCAUGAAUGGUCAGUACUGCACAAGGGUCAUUUUCAUGCCACAGUUGUGGAUAAUACAUGGCAGAAGAGAUUUAGGGACAAUCUGUUGACCUCUCUGGGUAAUAUCUAUAGGGCUUUUUGGCUGCUGGGACAAGCUGACCUCAAUUACAAACAGCUGUGCUGUAGUGGUCAAUGGUGGUCACUCCAACCACCCAUCGGCCUUUAGUCCAUUUUGGCCAGUAUUGACUUAUCUGGAUCGAGGCUUCAGCUGGUAUGAACCCAGGUGCACCCCAGCUAGAGUGGUGUUGACAAAACCAUUGAUAGUAACAUAUUGCUCUGAAAUUUAUAUUUGUUUCUGAGGCUUAAAGUCAUUAAACAGCCUGUUAUGUAUUUGUGACUCUGAAAGUAUUAUUUACACAAAUUUUACUGUUUUCCAAUACAUUUUAAGAUUUUAGCAUUAAAUGCACAUGAUUUUUAAAGAGAUACUGUUGUACCUUCCAACUUGUUUAUGUAUUUUAGAUUUUCAGCAUUACAAAAUUGCAGCAUGAUUUUUGUGAUCAUUUUGUCAGAGUUUUUCUUAACUGCUGAUACAGUGAUUAUUGAUAUUGUCCCAAACCUGAAAUUUUGGAAUUGGUGGUGUGGAGUGAUAAGUGGUUCUUGCUUAUAUUCACACAUAUAGAUUUGGUUGUGUAUGUCAUCAGCUGUUGUUGUUUGUCUAUAUCAGAUGAUUGACAGCAGUGACAUGUGUUACUUAUCAAUAUCCCCAUGGCCAGCCAGUAUUAGGGUAUUGAUCUCCUCACAACUACUCAGCUUAAUCAAAGAAAAACAAAUACACUUUGAUCAAUCAAUUUGAUUUGACAUCAGUUGUGUUUUUUUGGUUUUGUGUUAAAAAAGUUGUUCCUAUUUGAUUAUUAAAAAAGGUUCUUGUAUCUUGCAGUAUUGAUCUAGCUGAAUAUUCUGUCUAUGCACAAAUGUUUGUAAUCACAAUUCAUGCUGAAAAUUGUGACAAUAUUUUGUUGGUUCUGUGAUGUUUGUAAAUGGCAAUGAUGUAGGUGGCCAUUUGUGAUGACUAAACACAUGCCGAGUCUGACAGUAUUAUCAUUCCGUCCAAGUGGAACAUUUGUAUAUUUCACAGGGAAAUAUUCCUGGAAAGUUUUAUGUUUACAGAACCAGUCCACAUGUAGGGUACAAACUGUAUUCUUGUUGACCCAAUAAAGGAAGAGAUCACCA